AUGAACAAAGAAAAUGAGGGUUAUGGAGAAUUAUCAGAUGAACAAAGGGCUCGGAUUUCUCGAAACUUCAGAGCCGCCAAAGCUUUACUCCAUCGAAAGCGUUGUCGCGAUACUUCCGAUUCAUUUCCUCAAAAAAAUGGGACUAGACCAUCUGGUGUUGGAAGUGUUACUAGAGUCCCGUUUUCAGAUAUUUCGUCAAAUACUUCUAAUGUGGUUGCUGGAAGUGUUAAUAGAAUGCCACUUUCAGACAUUUCAUCCAACACUCCGCUUUCAGUUAGAAAUUGUACAAAGGUUUUGCACAAUGAGAAUGGAAUCUCUCAUAGUUCAUUUAAAACUCCAGAAAAACAGUUAGGUUAUAGUGGGAACUCAUGUUUGAGUAAAGUUUCUGUAAGCAGUAUUGACUUAAGUUCUGGUGUCGAGGCUCUGGAUGAGAUAGAACCUAGUUUGGAUUCGUUCAAGACUCCAACCAAGCUGUUAGAUUUUACUGUAAGUAGUGAAGUUGAAAAAAAGGAUUUUUGUGAUAAUUUUAAUGGUGAUAUGAGCAUGGGUGCCUUAAUGGAAAAUGAUGUUGGUUCAUCAGCAUUUGUAACUCCGAUCAGACAACAGUCUUGUUCUAGUGUUAACGAGCCUUUGACAGUGAUGCCAACCAUUUUCUAUGAAGAGUUUGAUGAUGCCAUUUUAGCCGAAAUUGAUGAAAUAUGCGAGUCUGGGAUAAAGUCAAAUAUGACAGUUGAGGAGUCUAGCCGUGACAUUAUGUUGAAGAGUGUGCAUACUAAAAUGAAUAGUUCUGAAUUUAGAAGUGAUUUGGGUCCUGCUGUUUUGGAUAACAUACAAACUGAUAAUAGUACGGAUGGAAGUAGUGGCAAUGAAUCUGGGAAACAAGAGUCUGGGAGUUCUGAGGAUUCGGAAAUCGGAGGCAUGCCUGAUGAGUACGCAAAAUAUAUGCAGUCUUUAAAUGAUAGACAACGUGAAGCAGCCUGCAGUGACAUUACAAUGCCUUUGAUGAUUGUUGCAGGUCCCGGAAGUGGUAAGACGUCUACCAUGGUCGGCCGAGUUUUAAUGCUUCUUCAUAAGGGCAUUCAAGCAUCCCACAUAUUGGCUAUGACUUUCACCACUGCUGCCGCUUCAGAAAUGCGAGACAGAAUCGGAGCAGUGGCUGGAAAGGCAGUAGCAAAGGAACUCAUGAUCAGCACCUUCCAUUCAUUCUCAUUGCAAUUCUGUCGUUUACAUGCUGAGAAGGUAGGCCGUACACCAGACUUUUUGCUAUAUGGUCAAGGACAACAAAGGAAGGCGGUCGUUGAAGCAGUGCGGCUCACUGAAAGUGGAAAGAAACUAUCGACAUCGGAUUCUGACAAACUCUCUGAGGUCUCUAAUGUCUCUAAAAAUGGCCCAGAAGACUUUAGAGAGAAGUCAAAGAAGUGGUUAAAAUUUGUGGCACAAGCUAAAUCUUCUGGGAAAACCUCUAAAGAUUACCAGAGGUUGGGAAAUGAGAUUGGAGCUGCAAUUCUUAGGAAAUACGAGGACAUACUUGCAUCAUGUAAUGCGUUGGAUUAUCACGACUUAAUUAGCUGCUCUGUCAAGCUGCUUAGCGAAUUUCCCGAAGUGUCUAAGGAGUGUCAGGAGACAUGGCAAGCAAUUGUAAUAGAUGAAUUCCAAGACACAAGUACUAUGCAAUACGAUUUAUUGCGAACUCUUGCAUCACAUAAGCGCAUAACAAUUGUUGGAGACGAGGACCAGUCAAUCUUCAGUUUCAAUGGUGCAGACGUUAGUGGAUUUAAGUCAUUUCGCAGAGAUUUGCAGCCUCACAAGGAGAUCAGAUUAAAUAAAAACUAUCGUUCUACCCGUUGUAUUGUUGAGGCUGCAUCGUUCCUUAUACGAAAUAAUUCAAAACGAUGUCAGUCAAGCAAGGUUCUUACUGACAAUUCUUCUGGUUCCAAGAUUACUGUCAAAGAAUGUUAUAACGAGGACGCACAGUGUUCAUUUGUUGUUGAUAAGAUACUAGAACUCACAUCUUUGAGUUCAUCUGUCAAAGGCACGUUUGGAGAGAUUGCUAUUCUUUACCGGAGACAGGUGUCGGGUAAGACAUUUCAAACAGCCUUCCGUGAUAGAAAAAUCCCGUUUAAUGUUCAUGGAGUCGCUUUUUACAGGAAAAAGGUAGUUAGGGUCAUCAUAUCUAUGCUCAGAACAACAUUGGCGGUGUGUGAUGAUGGGUCAUUUAGGCGAGUGUUUAAGGCCCUCCUGCUUCUAGAGAAAGACGAAAUAAAGAGGAUAAUUGAGCAUAUUAAUAAAAUCUCAUCUGUAAGAAAAUGCAGCUUCAUAUCUGCUGCUUCCGAUAUAUUUGGUGCAAAGAUCUCCGGUACCUUUAAAAGGAGUCAUCUCACCCAAGGACGUAAGGUUUUGGGUACUCUGGACAUUAUUUCAAAUCUUGUUCACAGGGAACAAUCCAUUUCAGCCGUCAUCACAUCAGUGGCAAACAUGAUACCUCAGAAGUACCUUCUUGAACAACGGGCUGUUCUUGAUGUUGACGGAGGGAAGUUGCUAAACGAAGAACAUGAUCUUAGAUCGGUUCUUCAAUAUCUACUGGAUGAUGCCUCUGAUUUUUUAAAAUCCUACAACUUUGAUAUAGAUGAGAAUAAUAAAGACACGGCAGAAAAAGGGUGUGUAAUUAUACUUAAAGAGUUCAUAGAUUUUAUUACUGAAAGAGAAACAGAAAAUUUUCGUGUGAGGCGGCAUGAUAAUAGUCAUGCUGUUACUCUUACAACCAUUCAUCAGUCCAAAGGAUUAGAGUGGGACACUGUCUUCAUUGUAAAGGCAAAUGAAAAUGAGAUCCCCCUUUUGCAUGAAUUUAAUGGCGUCACGAAAGAAACCUGUGCCUCUGUUGAGGAGGAACGCCGCUUGCUAUAUGUGGCAUUAACUCGUGCAAGGAAAAAACUUUUUAUUCUAUAUGUCACUAUGGAUUCACAUUGGCAGGUUCUGCAACCUUCACGUUUCUUAAACGAGAUUCCAAGGCAUCUUCUUGAAAUCCAGGAUGAGCUGGGUUCAGGGUAUUUGCAAGCAGAGCAACAGGAACUUCUAAAUAAAACUUCAUGUCUUAAUGAUUACCGGAAAGCCACAAAACAUGCUAUGAUAAUAACAGAAACAGAUGAAACUUUCAACAAUAUACCUGGUGAUGAUUCCAAAGAUCCAUAUGAAACUAUCUUGCCAUGCAAUGGGAAUGAUUUCUUGAAAAGAUUUAGUAGCGAAGAACGAGCAACUGUAUCCCAUUUAUUUAAUCAUUGGGCGAAGAAGGCAGCUUUCAAGGAACCAAAGAGGUUGCUUGAUAAGGUUGCCUUUGUUAUUGAUGAAAGGCUUAGAGCAAAAAAAACUGCUCAAAAGGACGUUCUUCGGACUCUGAAGUCAUGCUUGAAGAGCAACGAAGCAUUUCAGUAUGCUGAAAAUGUUCUACAGUGGUUAAGAAUUCCUGCAGACAAGCGUGCGUUUAUUACAAAGGAAAAGCAGGAACAUUUCCAAAAGUUAAGGAUUGAAAGCGCCAUGGGUUCAUCCUCAGCUACAUCUAAGCAGAUUGCAUACUUACAAAGUCUAGGAUGCACUACCAUUCCAGAUUCACGGCUUCAUGCAUCCCGUUUGAUUGAACAGUACAAGAAAUUAUAGCAUGAUUUCUACCAUCAAGGGAAGAAGCAUGUUUUGUAUAGCAAUGUUGGGUUAAACAUCAUUUUAAACUUAACGGUAUCUUAAGAAACUGUGUUUCUUCAGAUUGUGGUAGCAACAUUAGGGAUAUUAUGUAUAUUAUUAGCAUGGUGGAGAUGACUUGUGUUUGUUUUUAACUUUUUAUCUGCUAUACACACCAACUCUUAACUCAACAGUUGGAUACUAAAAUAAUAUUAACUUGUUU
Messenger RNA from Erigeron canadensis, 3892 nucleotides. RefSeq names its product ATP-dependent DNA helicase SRS2-like protein At4g25120. The transcript is spliced from 29 exons. Lineage: Eukaryota; Viridiplantae; Streptophyta; Magnoliopsida; Asterales; Asteraceae. Gene Ontology annotation, molecular function: ATP binding; 3'-5' DNA helicase activity; DNA binding. The record is from RefSeq and is a predicted model, not a curated record. Gene Ontology annotation, cellular component: nucleus. The coding region runs from base 1 to 3651 and encodes 1216 amino acids. Gene Ontology annotation, biological process: recombinational repair.